Messenger RNA from Homarus americanus (American lobster), 1895 nucleotides. Its product is annotated as type 2 phosphatidylinositol 4,5-bisphosphate 4-phosphatase-like. Lineage: Eukaryota; Metazoa; Arthropoda; Malacostraca; Decapoda; Nephropidae. The record is from RefSeq and is a predicted model, not a curated record. Bases 17 to 787 code for a protein of 256 amino acids. Gene Ontology annotation, biological process: phosphatidylinositol dephosphorylation. Gene Ontology annotation, molecular function: phosphatidylinositol-4,5-bisphosphate 4-phosphatase activity. Gene Ontology annotation, cellular component: lysosomal membrane; phagocytic vesicle membrane; plasma membrane. The transcript is spliced from 6 exons.
UUGGAACAGAGCUCAUAUGAUCAUUACAAUGGCAGAGGAGCGAACACCGCUCAUCGGAGGCGGACAAAAUGUGCUUGGGCAGGCUUCCUGUGGAGGGCCAGCAUCACCUACAAGUCAAGGAACAGCUGAAGGGACUUUGGUGUCCCCAGUUGGUCCAGAUGAGUUACCUCCACCAUAUACCCCUUCAUCAUCUGGUGUGCCCAUGGUCACUUGUCGAGUAUGUCAGGCCAUGAUUGACAUCUCGGGCAAAGUCGAUCAACAUGUUGUCAAGUGCAACCAGUGCAAUGAAGCAACACCAAUCAAGAAUGCGCCACCAGGCAAGAAAUAUGUUCGCUGCCCAUGUAACUGCCUGUUGAUCUGUAAGAGCUCCUCACAGCGGAUAGCUUGCCCAAGACCAAAUUGCAAGAGGAUCAUUAAUUUGUCACCUUCUCCAGCCAAUCCUUCCUGGCCCAAUGUGCCAGGCAUGUGUCGUGUCACUUGUGCACACUGCCAUGAUACCUUCAUUUUCAACACACUUAACAAUGCUCUUGCCAGAUGUCCACACUGUAGGAAAGUGUCAUCAGUUGGUCCAGAAUUUGCCCGGUGCCGAGGAAUAGUUUAUGUAGUGCUUACAUUGAUUAUCUUGGGCGUUGGGAUUGCCCUAACUAUUACAACUGUUAAAUACACACCAACUUACCCUGGCAUCUAUGUAGCUUAUAUUGUGGCCUUCCUCAUCUCAUUAGCUUGCUUAUACCGAACGGUGUACUACUGCUCCAUGAAGAUCAGUCUCAUUGAAGGCCCAUUAUAAGCUAAAGUUCUAAAAGGAAUUACAAUUUCUUUGUUAGUCUGUCACCUUCUUCUUGUUACAAAUUUGUUUCAGAUUGUCAGUAGAAGAUGAAUGGAAUCCAUACAACUUAUUUGUAACUUCUCUUCAUACUUAUAAAACUAAUGAAGUGUUGGGAUGAAUUAGAAUUAAUCUUUGACUGACAAUUUGAUUUGUAAAAACAUAUGGUAAUCUUGAUCACUUUGUAAGUUUUGUAUUUAUCUUGAUGGUUGAUUUAAGUGAAAACCCAUUGAGGUAUUAUAUCUUUGAUAGUUUCGUAAAUUUACACAUCAUUGAAUCAUUCAGAUUACCUCUUUUUGUGGUUUUCAAGGUAUUUUUUGCCGUUCAUGUCAGACUUUAUUCUGUUAUUACAAUUUUAUAUUGUGUGUACAUGCCUUUAUACUGAAUUUUAUGAGUUUUAAGAAAUGUUUUCCAUGUGAUGAAUCAUGUAGGUAUCAUCAUAUAAGUAUUUCAAGUGGGGCCUCCGUGAAAGUUGGUAGAUUCAUUCUUCUUUCCUUUGCAAGGUAAGUGAUUAUUAUUUUUUUCACAAUUUAGAUGUAACAGACCAAUUAUAUUGAAUUGCCACAAAUAUUACUAUGUAUACUGUAUAAUGUAAAUUUUGUGAUCAGCAAAUUCUUUAUAUGGUACUGCAUACAGUAGGGGUAUACUAAAUUGCCUUUUAACUCACCAAUAUGCUCUAUUGAACAUUUUCACUGUAUUACCAUGAGCAAAAAUGAGUCACCACUAUCACUUUUCUUAUUUGCAUAAAUAGCCAAUGUUCACAUUAUAUUAUAAGUAUUAUAUAAUUAUCUUUUAUGUAUAUUAAGAAGAUAUUAAUUCGUACUGUUUAAAUGAACAAUGGUAAGUGUCAGGAUGCUCUUGGUGUCUUGAAGAAUUAUGUUAUUAAUAUUAGUAGGGUUUUGCAGUCAAUGUAGUCUAAUUUAAGUAUAGAAACCUGUGAUAAGCAAAUGAUCUUAGGAAUCUGUCCUUUAUGUACUGUAGUACUGAACUGUUACUCUCACAUAGUACUGAAUUCUUAAAUAUACUUGAGGAUUGCAGUUUGUCAGACUUCUAAAAUAAAUAAAUCUAAUUC